AUGAAGUUCAGAGCUGUUAUGAUUGAUGCUGGUCCAAUGAGAGAAUUUUCAAAUAUUGUGACCACAAUUUCGAAGUUCUCAAAAGAGUGUGUUUUGAGAUUAUCUAAAGAACAGAUUUAUUUUAUAGUGAGUGAUGAUACUAGUGGCCCAUCACCUCCCAUCCUAUGGUGCGAGAUACCACAAGCAAUGUUUUUCUCAGAAUAUCAAUUAAUAGGCGUUGACGAUGAGCAUAAGGAUAUAUAUCUUGGAUUUAUUUCAGCUAAUUUAGCCAGACCGUUAUUGACACUGAAAUCGGCAAAGUCUUUGAAGAUGAAAUUGACAAAGAAACAAUGUCCAUGUCUAACUUUAGAAAUUGAAAUGCCCUCUUCAAUGUCCCAGCAGACAAGACAAGUUACUCAUGACAUACCUGUUACAGUAGUGCCAAGGAAAAAUUGGUCAGAUUAUCAUGAACCUCAAGUGCCAAAACCUGAUAUAUCAAUAGAGUUGCCAAGUUUGAAGCAACUUCGAAACACUAUAGAUCGCAUGCGGACUAUGGCAUCUGAUGUAGUAAUAAGAGCCUCUGCUGAAGGAAGGCUUACGUUGCAGAUAAAAACUGACAUGGCUAAAGUAUCCACCAGGUUUAAAGGACUCAGAGUUGAUACAUUUGAAGGACCCAUAGACCAUUCGGAUUCGGAGACAGAGAGUCAAAUAAACGAGGACUUAUCACAAGUCUGUUCUUGUAGAGUUGAUGCUAAGAAACUGUCAAUGUUCCUAAGUGCGGAUCAGAUAUCGCACAAUCGGAUAAUUUGUUGCAUAGUACACAAACGUUUGGUGAUAUUGUGCUUACAAACGGACGAAAAUGUUCAGUUGCAGUGCUUUAUUACUGGGAUUGUUUAU
Iphiclides podalirius (scarce swallowtail) is the source of this 876-nucleotide messenger RNA. The record is from the annotation of a GenBank genome assembly. Lineage: Eukaryota; Metazoa; Arthropoda; Insecta; Lepidoptera; Papilionidae.